This is a messenger RNA of Episyrphus balteatus (marmalade hoverfly), 6436 nucleotides long. RefSeq names its product serine-rich adhesin for platelets (gene Pten). Gene Ontology annotation, biological process: regulation of phosphatidylinositol 3-kinase/protein kinase B signal transduction; phosphatidylinositol dephosphorylation; negative regulation of cell population proliferation. The record is from RefSeq and is a predicted model, not a curated record. Gene Ontology annotation, molecular function: phosphatidylinositol-3,4,5-trisphosphate 3-phosphatase activity; protein tyrosine phosphatase activity. NCBI's taxonomy places the organism in Eukaryota, Metazoa, Arthropoda, Insecta, Diptera, Syrphidae. The transcript is spliced from 12 exons. Bases 1699 to 6435 code for a protein of 1578 amino acids. Gene Ontology annotation, cellular component: plasma membrane; cell projection; cytosol.
CAUUCGAAAUCCGAACUGACGGACGCCAUUCGUGUGUGAAGCUGUGAAGUGUUCGCAAAGUAUAUUUGGUGUUUUUUUUUUUAUUUAAAUCAAAUUUUCUUCCCAUGGAAAAUUAUAAAACUUUCCACGACCAUUUAAAAAUCCGACCAAAUAAAUUACAAUUAACGUGUAUCGAACGUAAAAUAAUAAUGUCGUGUGCGUUAUAAAAGAAAACGAUUCUCUAUUUCACCCAAACAGCAAUAAAGUUUUCUCUCGAUGAUGGACUCGUUAUGUAUUUUUUUUUACCUUAUUUUUCCCCUCAACUAAAAUUGUGUUAGUUAAAUGGACAUUUUAAUACAAAACAAAAGUCAUUUCUCUUUCGUCAAAAUUUUGAUAUAAUGUUGAACGAAAAACGACGAAAUAAAAAAAAAAAGUGACAUGUAAAAUGUGCGUUUAGAGUGAAAUAUAAUUACAGAGAAUAAAUAGUGAGACAAAAAGAGAAGAAGAACAAAUGGAAUCGCAGAUAAAUAAUGAAAGAGAAUACGCAUAAGUGAUCUACUCUGACUGAAGUUUUGUUUUUUUUUUUUUUCUCUUUUUUUUUGACAUUUCAUGAGUGAAUAAAAAUGAAUACACUAUAUUUUUGUUACAUUCGCUAGAAAGAGAUAAAGAGUGAAUACAUAUCAUGUGAAAAAAACUAGUGUCUAUCUCCAUUGUCCAAUACGAGUAUACGGCAAAAAUGGUGAAGAGAUCAACCAUUUUUUCUUGUUUCUUCUUAUUUCUUUGGUGUUUCAAUUCUUACAAUUCUCUACCUGUUGUUGUGGUGAAUGAAUAGAAAUGAAAUAAAAAAAAAAAAAUGAAAUGAAAAUAAAGGAGAAAAUGUGAGAACACACGAGGAGAAGAAAAAAGAAAACUCUGUGAUGUGAUAAAUAGAAUUUAUAUAGGAAGAGAAGAAAAAUUUUAAAGUUUCCUCGAGACCGAGAAUUAAAUCUAUACAAGAAAUUUAAUUCUUUAUUUUUUUUUUAUAUAAAAAUUAAAAAAAAAAAUUCCAAUUCGCUCAGAGAAGAGAGGAAUCGCAAAUCACAACAACAAAUUGUAUUAAAAAUGGGAAAAAUGGAUAUCAAACAGUAACAAUGAGAUUCAAAUUGCAGAUUAAUCGUAGUUAGCAGUGUAACAUUUCUUUUGCUUUCGCAUCAGGAACUAACCAUUUGAAAAAAAACAUACAAAACAGUACAUCUGAAGAAGUUUUUUUUAAACUACGCUUUAGUAAUGAGACCAAAUUUCAAUCCGAAUAUAUCGUCGGCAGCUACAUUUAUCACUAUAAUAAUAAUCAAUUAUCUAUAGAAAUCCCCAAAUUACCCAGUAAAUAACAAUAAAUGUUUGAAUUUCCGUCGUCGUCAAUACCACCCAUACAACCACCAUUGCGGAAAACGCUAUCGUUUGCGGUGCUGUUGCUAGUAGCGUACACAUCAUUGUUGUUGUCUUUUAAACCAUCAUCUUUAAUAGCAACAUUAUCAUCAGAAUCUGAAUCCAAAUUAGCAGCAGUAUCAGUAGUAACAAUAGAAGAAGUAAAAACGUUUUCUAUGUCACGGUUUUCAAUAUUACCAACAUUGUCGUCAUCUUUAUUGUCGUCAUUAUUGCUGUCGUCAUUUUUGCUGUCGUCAUUAUUAUCGUUAUUGUAUUUGUUGUCGCUGUCAUCUUUUCCAUUAACAAAUAGAACAAAUGAGUUCCUUCCAAAACGUUAAACUUAUUUCAACAACAAUACAUCAACAACAACAAUUAUUAAACAUCAAAAGCAACAACAACAACAACAACCACACAAAAAAUUUUGUAUUUCAACAAAACAACCAGGAACAAUUACUACAGCAGCAGCAACAACAACAAAAAAUCAAUCAAAACUCAACAAUUGUGAUCAAAUCGAAGGAUAAACAAAAUAUUAAAGAAGCAUCCGAUUUAACUAUAAGCGUUAGCGGCAGUAGAAAAUUAGAAGGAAACAACAACAAAAACACAACCACGACGGAGAAUAAAGGAGAAAACGUAUUUUUAAUUUUUUACAAAAUGGCAAAUACUUUAUCAGUAUUGAUACGAAAUGUUGUCAGCAAGAAGCGCCGACGAUACACGGAAGGUGGCUUCAACUUGGACUUAGCUUAUAUUUGUGACAAUAUAAUCGCUAUGGGCUAUCCAGGAGAAUACAUUCAAAGUGUUUUCAGAAAUCCCAUGAAUGAUGUUUGUCACUUUUUCGAAGUCACACAUCCAGAGCACUAUAAAGUAUACAAUUUGCGCUCAGAAAAAGCCUACGAUGUCAAUAAGUUUCAUGGUAGAGUUUCAGUGUAUGCAUUCGAGGACCAUAAUCCGCCAACAAUAGAACUGAUAGAUAAAUUUUGUAACGACGUAGAUCGUUGGCUGAACACAGAUCCGAAUAAUGUUGCGGCAAUUCAUUGUAAAGCUGGGAAAGGACGAACUGGAACAAUGAUAUGUUGUUAUUUGUUGUACAGCGGAAUAAAAACGACAGCUGAAGAUGCACUUGCUUACUAUGGUGAAAAACGAACGAUGAACAAGAAAGGUGUAACGAUACCAUCCCAGAGGCGGUAUGUCCAUUAUUAUGCGAGACUGAUACGAUCGAAACUAAAAUAUGAGAGGCGAACGCUUCAGCUUAGCGAAAUUCGAUUCACACCUGCGACCGUCUUACAAGGCUCUGUGCAAUGUUCAAUAUCAACAAUGGAAGAAAUUGACUGCACAGAAACUCGAACAUCGAACAUCUCUGCGGGAACUUGGACAAAAGUCACAGUUAAAGAACUGGACAGAUUUCCAAUAGAUUUUCGCAAAACAUUCACUCUAGAAUUGGAUGAACAGAAAGUGUUUGUAACUGGUGAUGUUAAAGUUGAAUUAAAGAAAAUUUUUCACUUUUGGUUCAACUCGUAUUUUGUUUGUGAUACUGCCGAUUAUGAGGGCGAAGGAGAGGAUUUGAAACUGAUUUACACACUCCCUAAAUGGGAAAUAGAUGAUGCUCACAAGGAUAAAGAACAUAAAUUGUUUUCUGAAGACUUUAAGGUACAACUUGUCCUUAAACCAGUCUCCCCGCACUUUCAUAAUAACGAUGAUAGAAGUGAAACCGCACUGCUUCGCCAGCACAAAAUUCACAAUAAUCAUGUGAAUAGCUUAACAACACACAAUGCCAAUAAGCUUACCUUUGGAUCAUCAGCAAUACCAACAUCGAGUAAAAGUGGCGACCCAACUUUUGAUGCUUUUCAUAAUUUAAUACAACAUCCAACAAUCGAACGAAGUAGAAAGCCAACAAGUAUGCCACCAUUUGUACCACAAUUACAACAACAACAACAUGGUGGUAAUAAUAGCAGUGGCGGUGGUGGUAUUGCUGGUGGAAGUACCAAUAAUAUGCAUCUUAAUCAUAAUAUGCAAAUGCGUCAUCACCAGCAACAAUCACAACAUCAGAAACGCAGUAGUGAACCAACGCCGUCCGUAAAUCCCGAAUCAAUAAACCGAUCAAAUAAUAAAAAUCAAAACAAUAGUAGUAGUCAUUAUCUACAACAGAAUCAGCAGCAUCAGCAACAACAACAGCAACAGCUACUACAACAACACACCCACCUCCAUCAUUAUCAGCAUCACCUACACCACGAACAGCAACAACAAAAACUCGUACAGCAGGCACAGAAUCAAUCGUCACAACAACAACAACAACAACAACAACAAAACUGCAUUUCAAGCAGUCAAAAUGUCCACAAUACGAGCAGUAACAGCAAUAGCAGUAGCAGCAGCAGCAUCAGUAGCCAAUCGACAUCCUCAUCGUCCUCAGCUGGUGUGGGUGGCGGUGGUGGCGGCAAUGAGGAGGACUGGGAAUCCGGUGAGUCUUCCAAAAAAACUACUACUUCUACUACUACCUCUACCACUACAACUACUACUACUCCUACCACAACUUCAUAUUUUCCAUACAAACGUUUAGUAAGUCAGCCAAAUGAUGAUGAUGAUGAUAGAAAUUCAAUAAAAAAUAAUAAACAUAAAGAUGAUGAUGAUGCUGGUGUGUCUCUGAUCAGAUCUCAUAGCACCACCACCACCACAACUAAAUCUUCAACCACUGCAGACACAAUCCAAACCAACACAAUUACCACAACCACAACUACAGCCAUAAGCCCUAAAUGUGGUCUUCCUAUUUCUUCUACUUCUUCUUCUUCAACUUUUUUACUCCCAUCUUCAUCUGCGUCGAGUUUUAAAACACUCCUCCAUGAAGAAAAACCACAACCAAUAAAAAAAUUCGACGAAAGUUUACCACUUUCUAUUCCUUUACCUUUGCCACCGGCUCCCUAUCCAUCAUCCUCUUCAAAUGGUCUCAAUCUAGCCUAUCAAAAACUUAACAUCACCACCAACCAAGCAACAAUAUCUCCGUUGGUCUCAACGCCAAUCAAAUCUCGUCACUUGAAUUUCUUCCACAGAAAGUGCCACGAAACACCAUGCUUUUCUGAUACUUGUAUUCAGAAAAAGUCUCCAAUCACCAACACAAACACCUCCAUCACCACGACAAAAUGCACAACGGCCCGUGACAAAUUCCUUAAAUUGAUCAAUAGUCAACGUUUUAAAGCGAAAGCUAUUAGUCCAGCUUUGGGCUCAAGUCUAGCCAUAAAUUGUGCUGGCAAUGCUUCAUCUUCAACAGCCGCAUCCCAACAACUUCUCAAGAAAAAAAAGGUCAAAAGCAAACAAAUUCCACCAACGAAAAAAACUUUUCAAUGGCUUCACAGCUAUUUCAAAGUCGAUCCGGAUUUUCAUGAAAAUCUAUCACAACAAACGACCAUACCGAUGAUGGGACGUCGUAACAGUGCCGGCAGUGUUUCCGGUCGUAUUCACUUGAAUUCGAUUGGUAGUACAGCAAGUGGUGGUAUUGGAACAAGAGCAGGUUCUGUGGAAAAGGGUGGUCUUCUUUUGGAAUCGAAGGAAGAAGAUGAUUUACAUUUUGUCGGUAUUGGUCCGAAAAAUCUUCUAGACAAAGCUAGCAGUAUCGAAAGUGGUGAAGUUCCAAUUUUGACAGAAUAUCAUUUCAGAUUACCCACAACUGAUAGCGGCGGCGAAUUGAAAAUUAUACCACUUGGCACAUCGCCUGCCGAUAAGGCUAUUCGUAAUAUUGUCGAUAUUGGUACACAAUUGGCCUCUUUAAGUCCCGUUAGAGAUUUAGAAUUCCAAUAUGAUGAAUCAGAAUCAUUGGCUUUGAUAAAAAAGAAAAACUUAAAAUGUGAUGUUCCAAGUUCUUCCUUCUCAAAUGAAAACAAACAAAAAUUACCAACAACAAUGGGAAGCAAAAAAAAUUUAAUGGAUGAUUUGUGCGUUCCCUAUUCGAAUAUGUUAUUACAAUCCGAAUCGCAUGCAAAUAGCAACUCUGAGCUGAAGUACAAUCACGAUGGCUAUUACAACUCAUCAUCCAAAUGUGAUAAUAAUAAAUUGAGUUUGAAUAACUCUACUACAAGCAAAUGUCCACGUUCCCACUCGGAUAUACUCGAUCUCAAGCCGGCCAUAACACAUCAAAUGCUCUUGCGGCGGCAAAUAGAGGAGCAUUUGUUGCCAACAAUAACAAGUAUUGCAAAACCAGUCGCCGCCGCCUGUGUUACUUCUAUUUCUUCUGCUCCUUCUUCUACUUCAGUGGUUGAUAUUUGUGCAAACAAAACAAAAAGUGAUGGAAUUGUGAUUGCCAAACCAAUUGAACCUCAAUCGAUUGGUUUCAAAUUAGAAGAAACAAAAAAAGUUGUUUCACCAUCUCCUUCACCUUCACCUCUUCCAUCUGUUUUUGAUCCUCCCCCAACAACUCUUCAAACUCAAAUACAAAUUCCUCCCGAUGAAGAUUGUGAUGUUUUCGAUUCAUCGUCAACGUUCAAAGCAACACCAGCUAGACGAAAAACACACGUCGACUCCAUUCUCAAUUUGAUUAUUGUCAAAAGUGAUAAUAAUUCAGGAGCUACUAAUAAUGCUGGUAGUGGUUGUGGUGAUGUUGGAAGCACUGGCGAUACCGAUUGCUUAACUGGUGGUGACAUUAGUCCUAAACAAGCCAAAACUGGUGGCAGCAGUAGCAGCAGCAGUGGCUACUGUUGCGCCAGCGAAGGCAGCCAAAGUAUCAGUUCGACUAGCAGUAGUGGUGUGGUGGAUAAUAUAAGCAGCAGUAGCACCACAUUCAGUUCAGUAGAACGAAAUAGUUUAGAUGGUGGCAGCCAUACUGUUAUGGUUAUAGAUUCAAAGAAAAAACUCUCCCUACCAACGCCAGAAAUAGAAAAAGGUGCUGGUGAUAUCGGUAUGACGAACAAUCGAAGCAGUAGUUAUAGUUAUAAUAAUCAUAAUAAUUUUAAUAUUAAUAAUAAUAAUAAUAAUCAUAGCAAUAUUAGUACAUUUUUAGAAUCGACGACAUUUCAGUCAGCUUCAGCUUCGUCGCUGUCAUCGUCGACUAGUAGUAGUUCAAUCGAUAAAUAAC